CAUCAUCUCGCCGUACCUCCGCCUUUCGCACUCAUUAUUGUAUCACCUGCUUUCGAAACCUUCCAAUAUGAGCCCUUCUCUAUCCGAUGCUUCGGUUCUCCCAAAGCCGGGCAACACCGUCUGCGCCGCCUGUCAGAAGGCGGCGGCACCCGGGGAGACUCUGAAGCGUUGCCAAAACUGCCGCAGUGCGCCGUACUGCUCUAAGGAGUGCCAGGUCGCAGAUUGGAAGAAACACAAGCGAAUCUGCUCUGUAUAUAUGCGCGAUAGCGCGCUCGGCUUUACCACUACGAAUGUCAACGACGACGGCUCGAAGGGCAAGAAAGGUCGAGCCGCUCGUACGAGAAUCGAAGUGCUUCAAGACCUGGCUAUCUGGGGCCAAGCGCAUAACGAAGACACGCUCACCAUAGCCUGCUGGCAAGCAAUGGACCUGCUGAACGACUUCGGCAAGGCCGAGACUCACUUCCUUGUGAUGACGCUCCGCAAGAAUGAAACCUGGACGAGCCCUCGUACCAUGUACAAGUUCGUGGAUGCCCAGAUCCUCCCAGUCACGCUCCUCUCCGAGAGAUGCAAGCCUGUGCCUGGUGCGGUCCGCGACGGGCGACCCCCUAACUUCAUCAAGGGCCCGGACAAACUCAAGCACGACUUUCCCGCUGCCAUUGGCUGCGCUCUUGUGAUGGCAUACGAGCUCGAGCCGGAUGAGAAUAUGACUGUUGAGGAAGCGUUCAUGAAGAAAAACUCACCGGCCUAUCAACCGAUACCUCUGUGGCAAGAACACAAGGACAAGUUCAGUCGCUAUCCGUCCUUCUUCCCGAGUUUCUGGAAGCUGUGCUUGAAGAAUGGGAUGGAUGGUGGAGGCUGGUCCCCCAUCUUUGAGCCCUGGUCUCCUGCCCAGUCUUGAUCAUCGAGCCAUUGGAAUCUACAACGGUAACGCUAGAUGAAAGUAAUGACCAUCAACCCGCAGCUCAUUCGACCACCCGUGUAUCAUGUUACAACUUCAUACCAACCGUAGAAUCAGGCCGUCCCGAUGCCUCCUGUUCCAAGUUACCCUGUCCCGUGUCUACGUUUCUGUCCUCUCUGUGUAUAAUAGCCGACGCCACGAUGUCGAGACGCUGUAGCUGUAAUUAGAUCCAUGAUUUAC
Molecule: messenger RNA, 1138 nt
Organism: Rhodofomes roseus
Lineage: Eukaryota; Fungi; Basidiomycota; Agaricomycetes; Polyporales; Fomitopsidaceae
Exons: 7
Coding region: 68-898 (276 amino acids)
Biological process (GO): regulation of transcription by RNA polymerase II
Cellular component (GO): nucleus
Molecular function (GO): DNA-binding transcription factor activity, RNA polymerase II-specific
Source: RefSeq, a predicted model, not a curated record